This is a messenger RNA of Ramularia collo-cygni, 1452 nucleotides long. RefSeq lists its product as uncharacterized. The transcript has 2 exons. Lineage: Eukaryota; Fungi; Ascomycota; Dothideomycetes; Mycosphaerellales; Mycosphaerellaceae. The record is from RefSeq and is a predicted model, not a curated record. Bases 1 to 1452 code for a protein of 483 amino acids.
AUGAAUUCGCGCUCUCUGCGCCGCCUGGCCGCGGACCACGGAGCCCUCCACAGCCAAGAGCUGCCACCGUACUUCCUCUUCCCAGCCGAUGCAGCGCAAUCGGACGAUCUCACACAGCUCGAUAUCCUGAUCGCGGGGCCCACGCACACACCUUUCGAAAACGGCGUUUGGAAGCUGCAUCUUUCCAUACCAACCAAUUAUCCGCAACAACCGCCGACUGCGAACUUCCGAACUCCCAUAUUCCAUCCCAAUGUAGAGCCUCAAACAGGGGGCGUCUGUGUGGAAACGCUCAAGCGCGAUUGGGACAGCAAGCUGACGCUACGGGACGUGUUGAUAACUAUCAGCUGCUUGUUGAUCACACCCAACCCUGACAGCGCGUUGAAUGCAGAUGCGGGGCAGCUGAUUCAGGAGGACUAUGCCAAUUUUACCCAGAGAGCUCAGCUCAUGACAAGCAUCCACGCGGGUGUGCCUCGCUCGCUGCAGGCUGCAGUCAAGGAAGCGCAAAAUCGCGGAGAGGAGGUUUCUGCUGGAGAUGAUGAUGAAAGUGAAGAGCAGCUAGUUGCGCCUAUUCCUGAGGCUCCAGUACGCCGGAGGCGGACCAUCGCAAAGGUCAGAGGCCGCAUGGCAGGACGCUGGUCAGAUGCCUCACCUAGUGGAAUGCCAGCUCGAAGACGGCCACAUCCACCGCAUGAAUCUUCUUUUAGAUCUCACUCCCGCAGCGACGAUGUCUUUGGCGAGAUUGUCACCCCGCCUCAGCUGCGUUUCCAAGCAAUGCCAGCGAUGGAUGAAGAAGAUGAUAGCAUGGCAGACGCAGACCAGGAGAACGAUCUAGAAAGGUCUCCAGCUAAGCCUGCCACACCGCCAUUAGCUCGGACUCCCCGGCGACCGCAUGGUGCCGCUGCCCCUCUGGGGGAGCUCAUAAUGGACCAAGAUGAGUACGAAACUUCAGAAGAUAAUGAAAUGGAAGCCGAGUAUCCUCCAAGCCCACGCAAAUCUCCAACAAAGACUCCAGCCUAUCGUGGCCAGCGGCGGCCUGACCAAGCACAUUUGAAUAUCGAACGGCCCGAGAGCAGUCAUCAGGCAGCGAUGCGAGCGCCGAACCUGACACCGCCGAACUACGAUCCUCGUCCGCUGGCGGAGAGCUCGAUGUUAAUGGACAUCACAAUGGAGCCAUCGCCCUCACCACGAAAGCUGCGACGUGAGCUCUUCGCCACUGCGGCGAAAAGGAAAGGCAAGGCAAUGAUUGAACGUGCCGUCACCCCUGAGCCGAAACAAGGCAGAGGCAUGUUUAAGACACGAGCGCCUUCUUCUGCAGAGCGUCAACGGGCAGACAUCGAUCGCCGUGCAAAGCUGGACGCGAAGCUAUGGCGGCUGUGCGGCGGCGACAUUAAGAAGUGGAAUCGUGGCGAAUUUGAUGGAGCUCCUUUUGCAACCAAGGCAGGACGAUGGUGA